Messenger RNA from Coturnix japonica (Japanese quail), 4994 nucleotides. It is a transcript of the gene TMCC2, whose product is annotated as transmembrane and coiled-coil domain family 2. The record is from RefSeq and is a predicted model, not a curated record. Gene Ontology annotation, cellular component: endomembrane system. NCBI's taxonomy places the organism in Eukaryota, Metazoa, Chordata, Aves, Galliformes, Phasianidae. Gene Ontology annotation, biological process: amyloid precursor protein metabolic process.
AGCAGAAAACAUCGUGUUCCUCACUCAGCCUUCUUUGACAUAUGGCUGUUGUUUCCAGCCCACCCCCAGCUCUUGCUCGCUGACAAGCAGCAAUGCUGAGCACAUGCUGUGCGGGGUCCGGCUGUCACGGGGACCCCCCAGGGCAGCGGGGGGUGGGUUAAAGAUCAGAAUGGGGCUCAUGGGGGCUGAUGAGCAAAGCAGGGUCCUGCCCUGGGACUCCUGAUCCUGCUGCUUCCACCUCCCCCAUCUACCAGCAACACUGAAACCCCGCAGUACAGGCAGCUUUAGCACUUCCUGACCCAGCAGGGGACAUGGCUGCACCAUUCCCAGAGCUCCUGGCGUUCCUCCCUCCCAUAAGCUAAUUUCCCCCUAAGUUCUCCAAGCAUAGACAUGGCUCUAAAUAACCGUAGCCGUGGGGGUUGGUCACUGAAUUGUCCUGGCAGCGUGUUCCUCACCUGUGAUUGAUGUCCAGGGACACUGUGUCAUGUGCCCAGGGACUGCCCUAUCGGGACCUACUGUGGUGGCACACAGAGAUGCUCAGAGCAGGGUGAGGACACAUCCCCAUCACCCCAAGGACCCAUCUCUGCACGAGGCAGGAGCACAUCCCCAGUGCCACCACUAUGGGGUGGCAGCCCAGACUGGGGCCGUUUCCACGUGGCUCCUUUGCUGUUCCCUACACCCCGUUCCCAGGCUGUUGCCUCUCCCCCAGGCUCCCUCCCCUCUCACCAGCCUGUGCCGCCUGUUCUUGGCUGCUUCUCAGCCUCGCAGUGCCUGUGCUGCAAACCCACUGUGCCUUCCUCUGCCCCUUGGACUCCUUAACUGCAGCCAUGGCAGAGGGAGAGGAUCCGACGUUUGGCAGGAGUGAGCAGGGCAUCCUCAUGCAAGAUCCACAUCCUCCUGACUCCUGUCCUGGGAAGAGGAUAUUGCUCUUAAAUUCUCUCCUGGGUGUCUUUCUUGAUAAGGGGGACGUGGCCACACUUGGGCUGCCCUCCGCCACCGGCCACGGUGACACCGAUGGCCCCAUCUGCCUGGAUGUCCCCGAUGGCACUCCAGACCCCCACAGGACCAAGGCAGCCAUUGAGCACCUGCACCAAAAGAUCCUUAAGAUCACCGAGCAGAUCAAGAUCGAACAGGAAGCCCGUGAUGACAAUGUGGCAGAGUACCUGAAGCUGGCCAACAACGCGGACAAGCAACAGGCUUCACGUAUCAAGCAGGUCUUUGAGAAGAAGAACCAGAAAUCAGCGCAGACCAUCGCACAGCUGCACAAGAAGCUCGAGCAUUACCAUAAGAAGCUGAAGGAGAUCGAGCAGAACGGCCCAUCCCGACAGCCUAAAGAUGUCUUCCGGGACAUGCACCAAGGCCUGAAGGAUGUUGGGGCCAAUGUCCGCUCCAGCAUCAGUGGAUUUGGUGGUGGUGUGGUGGAGGGAGUUAAAGGAGGGCUCUCAGGACUGUCCCAAGCCACCCAUACUGCUGUAGUGUCCAAGCCUCGGGAAUUUGCCAGCUUAAUCAGGAAUAAAUUCGGCAGCGCAGACAACAUUGCUCACCUGAAGGACACGUUGGAUGAUGGGCACCCUGAGGAAGCCUCACGGGCGCUCAGCGGUAGUGCCACGUUGGUCUCCAGCCCCAAGUACGGCAGUGAUGAUGAGUGCUCCAGUGCUACUUCAGGGUCAGCUGGUGGUAGCAACUCUGGGGCUGGCCCCGGUGGGUUGGGGAGCCCCAAAUCCAACACGCUGGAGGGCCAUCAUAGCAACUUUGACACCAUCCUGGAGGAGCUGCGGGAGAUCAAGGACAGCCAGUCGCACCUGGAGGACUCCAUGGAGGACCUCAAGGCUCAGCUGCAGCGGGAUUACACCUACAUGACACAGUGUUUGCAAGAGGAACGCUACAGGUACGAGCGCCUGGAGGAGCAGCUGAACGACCUCACUGAGCUGCACCAGAAUGAAAUGACCAACCUGAAGCAGGAGCUGGCGAGCAUGGAGGAGAAGGUGGCCUACCAGUCCUAUGAGAGAGCACGGGACAUCCAGGAAGCAGUGGAGUCAUGCCUGACACGGGUGACCAAGAUGGAGCUACAGCAGCAGCAGCAGCAGGUGGUGCAGCUGGAGGGUCUGGAGAAUGCCACAGCCAGGAACCUGCUGGGGAAGUUCAUCAAUAUCCUCCUGGCUGUCAUGGCUGUCCUCCUUGUCUUCGUCUCCACUGUGGCCAACUUCAUCACACCGCUUAUGAAGACCCGCAUGCGCAUCCUCAGCACCGCCUUGCUCGUCCUCUUCCUCUUCUUCCUCUGGAAACACUGGGACUCCAUCACCUACUUUCUGGAGCACGUCCUGCUCCCCAGCUGAUCCAAAGCAACGGGUGUUUUCCCAUUUCCCAUGGAGGGGAUGGCGCUCCGGAGCCGUUGGUCAUUUCUUUGCUCACUCUUUGGUUGCUUUCCUGGCCCUCAGUCAGCUGCGGUCACUCAGAGCAGGGUGAAGUCGGUCCUCUGGGAUGCUCAGGGUUGGGGGGUGAAGAAUGAGGGAGUUUGGGAUGAAAUUGGUGAUGUAAGUGGUGGGUUUUUCUAAGGGGGGGGGUUUGGUUGUUGGGUUUUUUCUACUGUUGCUCUGUUCUGAAUGUCAGUGGGAAGGUCUUGUGCAGAGCUUGUUGGGAUUGAGGACUGAGCUGGAGCAAACCCAGCUUUGGGACAACUUUCUAUAUGGAGAGGAGUUACCGGGGCUGACUUUUUCCCUUUCAAACUGAAAGAUGGAGCUGAAACAAAGCACGUGGCAAAGGAAGAACUGGGUCCAAGGCAAACAUCACUGCUCCCAGUGAGCUCACAGCAGGACACACAUCUCACCAGCUUCUCCAACCCCCUCACCAGGACCAGGGCAGAGCGGGGCUGCGGUGCCAUCCCCAAACAAACCCUGGGGACCCAAUGCAGACCCAGUGCAGCAUCAGCAUUGGCACAAGCAAAACCCCCCUCCUCUACUGGUUUCUCCUCAUUUAUUUAUUUCCCCUUCCUUUAGCUUCAAUUGAUCUGAUUCUCUUCAGGGACACCCAGACUUUCCAGCAUCACGUCACUGAGUUUUCCAGCCUCUGCAAUGUGUUGUGUGCGUGUGUGGUUUUUAAGUUAAUUCAAGACUCUGUUUCCAUUUGUGAAUCAAAGCUGGUAGCGCCAGGGGGAGGUGGGCAGCUGCCUCCCCCAGCCCUACACAAGAGCACAGCAUGCAGUCUUGGAUGUUUCUUAAAUUAUUUCAUACCUAUAUAUUUAUGUAAUAUAUCUAAACACACACACACACACACAUACAUAUAUAUAUAAAUAUAAAUAUAUAUAAAACUUACCCACAAUCAGAUCCUCCUCUGGUGCAAAUGGGUGCAGCUCCAGCGACUUCAGAAGCACUUGGACCAGGUUUGUCUCAGCUCAGAAUUUGGCCUUUAGCAGCUUUCCUGCUCUAUAACCCUGUGUGCAGGGCUGCUGUGGGACAUGGGGAGGGGUGCAUCAUUUCUGACCUAGACACAGUAUUAAGGCCACCACGUGGGUACUGGUCUGAAUGCAUCAGGGUGAAGUGAAGGAGAAGUCAGCUUGGGGAGGGGGGGGAAAACAGCAGCAGGUUGGGUUUCAGCUGCUUGCAUUGACCUGGAAAGGCAAUGGAUUGAUCAGAGCCAGCAGCUGAAUCAACAUGGAGGGGGGAGGUGGGCAGUAGGGCACUGGGGGGGUCCUGGCAGCACCAAGGGCUGGAUGUGUGGAUGGACCCCAGUCCUACACAACCUCCUGGUGGUUGUUUUCCCCUGGGCAAGGCCACUGCCUUCAGUCUCAGUCACUAUUUACCCCCUCUUUAUGCCUCCCACAUACCUUAGCAGCCCCCCAUGCCUUUCCCCCCCAAGUUCUGCACCCCAUACUGGUGGUAUCCUCUGCCUCACACCUCUUCCAUCCUCCUGGCUGCUGCCCUGUCUCCACACUCCCAAACACAGGCAUCAAUACUUCUCCUUAACCAGCGUCACUGCCCAGCUGAACCCACCCAUUCCUUACCUGUUAACCGUUCUUCCUGCCCAGGGAAGCAGCAGCCCCAUACAGAGAACAGCAGAUGCCCGGUACCCCCAUCCGAGCCCCACAUCGGGGAUGGCUCCGGGGCUGCGGCCACUGGAGGGCCCCCGACAGCCAUGGAGAGAGGAGAGGCGGAGAACAGGGAGGGGAUCUGAAGUACCCCCGCCCUAAGAGCUCUGGGGCCGGGUGGGGUCCUUCAUCCUAAUUAGAGCCUUAACCCGUUCCGGGCCAGAAGGAUGAGAUUUUGUGAGCAAAACCCUGCACCCUCCUGGGUCACCCUAUUCCCAACCUGGGGACAGCAGGAACAGACAGCAGUGGGACCCUUGGGCUGAGAGAGCCCUACUGCCCCCCCUACAUCCUCGUACCCCCACCACCAUUCCCAGUGAGGGGGGAGGCAGAAAACCCAGCACGUGGAGCUGGGCACUACGGUGACAAUGGCUAUGGGGCCAAUUCCCACGGGCUCAGGGCUCCCUGAGGACUUACAUUCUCCAAGUGGGGCUGGAGAGGUUUAUAAGAGCCCCCUUUGUGCCAGAGGGAGGAGAGGUGAAGCUUUGACGUCAGCUGGGGAGGAAUUCCUUAAUGCCAUUCAGGCCUCCCUCGGUUGCUUUGCUAAUUGCAUUUUAUGUAAUUGCAGCAGCUGGGGCUGCCAGUCUGCUACUGGGAGGGGGAUAGGGGCAGUGGGUAUGAGGAACUGGGGGCACUGGGAGCAGCUCUUCCUUUGGGAAUAGCAUUGCAGCCCCACUGCCCUAUGGCCAUCCUGCAGUAUGGGGUGCCCAUGCCUUGCUGCCUCCCCCCACCUCGCAUGAACACGGGGAGAAGUAAUUGUCAUACAUUGGUUUGGUAUCUAAGGGGGUAAUUGCACUUAAUGGAGAUGGAUGAGGAGGUGAUUUAUCUUGCUCACAUUAUGCCGUCAGGUUCCCAGCUGCACGAGUCGUGGACAAUAAAAUAAUGUUAUUUGCUGGUGGAGUUCCCAAAUGUC